UUUUAGGACCUUAAUGAGACUUUGUUGCGAUUCGUUUUGAGGCUUUGGCAUCGAUUUGUUUUCAGGUGUAAAUCCGCAGGCUUGGGCCACUGGAAAUGAAGCAGCAGGUGUGCCCAGGACAGCAGCAGUGACAGCGCCAGCUAACCACAUACUUCGGGCCAGGAGUACGCGGUACUUAGAGUCGAAAUUGCCAGGCAUCGGAUCGAUAAAUGGGCGCCGAGCAUUCGCAGCAGCGGGCUGAGGCCGAUGGCCACGAGAUCUUCGACGGACGCCAGCUACCAGGAGCGGGCACUGGAUCCCUCGGCGAUGGAAGCUCCAUGAUGCUAGCGGCCACGGCGGCGGCCAACAAACGACGCGGAGUUGGUCAUCGCCAGCAGACGACAGGAGGAGUAGGCGGAACAGUGGAGGGCCCGGGAACUGGAGUGGGCCCAGCUAGCAUUGUGAUAGCUAGCAAGCAGAUCAUCGCCGAGGCCGCUUCGCCCGGCGGCUCCGAACUGAGCAGACCGCCUUCGCCGCCGCUUAGCGUCUGCUCCGACCUGCCAUAUGUGUCCUAUACAGAUCGGCCGAUCGGCGAUUCGCCCAAGAUACGCAGCAAGCCGGCUCACAUCCUGCAGCAGAGCAGCGCCAGCCGUGCGGCGGCCAGGAAGUCACAUCCGAGUGGACUCACCAGCGCCGUGAAACCGAAGCGACCGCAGUCCACGGCCUCCAGUCAUAAUAUAGUGAUUGUGCGUCCCGGUGCCAGCGAUGCUGGCGAGGAUGUGGACAUGGACUUGGCACGAUUGCGCAAUAUACCGCAGUUUUUGCCCGUGCUCCGUGAGUCCAUCACAUCAGCGACCAAUACACGAGAUGCGGAGAUUCUUGAGCGGCUAAACUCGCAGCAUUUGGUCAACAUAUGUACCCGCAUGCAAACACACCUGAAUCUGUGCGCCAGCUAUGUGGCCAGCGAACAGAAUCACCUCGUGGAACGCACCAAGGUGGUGAGCAACUCAAUCACCACCCUCUUUGCCGGAUUCGUGGACAUGCAGAAAACGUACGCCUCGUACGCCGAGCAAUUCGCCAAGAUUCGGAGCAUAUCGCAUCAGCUGAGCAGAUGCAACUCGCUGCUGCACGAGAACAUAGCCAGUCUGGAGGCGAUCAAUAACUUCCUGGACGACGAGGACCGCCUGGAGCCCUUCGUCUGGCGCACCGACGACAACAAGCUGCGCGGCGAGGCUGAGGGCGCCAUCGGAGGCAACAGCAGUCGCCUGUGGCGGCUGUAGGAUCCCCACACACUUAUUGGUCUCCAAAGAUUUUCCUAGCUCAUAAUAAUCGUGUAUUUAUUGUGUAUAUUACUCGUUAACGAUGCCGCUUAAUCGUGAUUUUUAAUUAGUAAAUCAAACCUAAUAUUAAACUCAA
Messenger RNA from Drosophila sechellia, 1395 nucleotides. RefSeq names its product BLOC-1 related complex subunit 5 (gene BORCS5). The transcript has a single exon. Gene Ontology annotation, biological process: lysosome localization; positive regulation of anterograde synaptic vesicle transport; organelle transport along microtubule. The record is from RefSeq and is a predicted model, not a curated record. NCBI's taxonomy places the organism in Eukaryota, Metazoa, Arthropoda, Insecta, Diptera, Drosophilidae. Bases 210 to 1259 code for a protein of 349 amino acids. Gene Ontology annotation, cellular component: BORC complex; cytoplasmic side of lysosomal membrane; synaptic vesicle membrane.